Molecule: messenger RNA, 1719 nt
Organism: Effrenium voratum
Lineage: Eukaryota; Dinophyceae; Suessiales; Symbiodiniaceae
Source: the annotation of a GenBank genome assembly
AUGUGUUUGGCGAUGUUCCAUGCUGGGGGUUAUGUCGCCACCUGUUCCCUGGCAACUGAGGAGUUCGUGCGGAGUACCGCCUUUGAGACCAGCGUUGCGGCCGUAAUCCUGAUGAAUUGCGCGACAAUCGGAAUCGAGGUGAACUCCAUGGUAGACACUGUCUCAGAUGAGUUGCUACAGUUGGCCAAUAUUUGCGAGCACGUCUUCUGCGCGUUCUUUUUGCUGGAGUUCUUUGGCAGGCUGUGCUUCUUGGGCUGUCGAACGUACUUGCCCUGCGUCCCGAGCGCUGUGUCCACGGGGGAGCAGGUACAGAACUUCAUGGAUGGCUGCUUGGUUUGGGGGACUGGAGUCUUCAUGUCAUGGAUCGUUCCUCUCGUUGGGAUUAGCGCCGGGAAGCUGCGCAUUUUCACAGUCCUCCGGGCCUUCCGGCUGCUGCGGUUGGUGCGGGUCGUGCGCAAGCUGCCGGCCUUCAACGAGGUGUACCUGCUCAUCCGAGGGCUCUCGGCCUCAACACGGACCUUGUUCUGGACAGUUGUGGUAGUGUUCCUCAUCACUUACAUUUUUGCGAUCUUCGGAGUAGUUCUGAUUAGUGCUGAAGUGCUGGCUGCCUUGGAUGUGGUCAGCAACGAUCCCCUGGCAGACAGCAGGGAGCUGGAGGACCUGGAAAUGCUGAAGGACUCUACUGGAAGCCUCACAGCUUGGAUGUUUACCUUGAUCCAAGUGCUGACGCUGGAUUCCUGGAACGGCAUCGCCCGGCCGCUUCAGAGGUAUGUGCCCGGCUCUUGGAUUUUCUUCUACUCCUACAUUGCUGUCGCAGUCAUCGUCUUUAUGAAUUUGGUGACUGCGGUCAUUGUCGAGAAUGCUUUGAGCCAUUCCAAACAGGACGAAGAGACCCUUCUGGCGCAAAAAGACCUAGAAGAGAAGCGGCUCCUGAAGACUUUCCGAGCCCUCUUCGAGGUCAUGGAUGAGGACAACUCCGGGACACUGACUUUGGAAGAGUUCCAGAGCGCCUUCGAGACCAAGGAGGUGGCCACCAAGCUGAAGCUGCUGGGCUUCAAGGAGAUGGACUGCCAGUCUAUCUUUAACCUGCUGGACGAGGGCGAUGGCUCUUUGACCAUCGACGAGUUCUUCGAAGGGUUGCAAGAGAUGAAAGGACCAGCGCAGGCGAAGCAGUGCUUCAUGAUGCGGAAGCGGGUAGAGCAGAUUUGGAACCUACUCAUGCAGUUCUCGCACGAAGUCGACCAAGACUUGAACGACAUUGUCCAGGGCCAGAAGAGGCAGCGGAUGGGCUCAUUGCUACAGCGCGCGAGGCAGGUCAGCAGAAGCCUGACCCCCUCGACUCUGGGCAAAGGCGUUCUCUCGCCAAAAUCGCCAAAGCCAACGGCGCCAGUGAAAGGCUCGCACGAGUCUCUGCGCAUUGACGGCAUUCUCAGCAUCAAGAGCAACGGAGCGUCUCCAUUAGCCGUGGCUCCGGCGGGCUCAUUGCGGUCUGACGGCGGGCAGCUGGAGCGCCUGGAGAACAUGGGCCGGGAGCUGCGCGCAGAGAUGCACUCCAUGACUGCCAGGAUGCAGAAGAUGGAGGCGGUGUCCAUGAAGAUGUUGCAGCGGGUGGAAGAGCUCGCCUUUGAGGGGGCGCAGCUCCAGCAAGGCGCAACGAUUUCGGAAGCAUCGCAGAAGACAAUGCGCCGCGAAUGCUCCUGCGCGGUGAGCAGGGUGUGA